AUGCUGAACAUUUUCUCUCUUAGACAGGCCUCUGUCCUGGGCGGCUUUUUAUGUCUCUUAAAAAUAGUGGGCGUCUUUUGUUGACAUUUCCAGCAUGGCUUGGGUGUCAUUUCCUCCCGGAGGGUAGAGCCAAAGUUUGCGCAAGUCCACUCUUCUUCUCUCCACCAGGUCCUGGGCAGAAAAGAUCAUGAAUGUUGCUUCCACAAGCCUCAAGAUCCUUCUGUUCAAAGCAUUGAUCAUCUCUUCCUUUGGCACUUUGAGCAACGCAGCUAAGGAUCCGACCCGUCAUUUGAAGGGGAUCCUGAGAGGAUCAGCCUCGUUUCCCGUAACUGUAUCUCCAGCAAGAACAGUUGCCAGAAUUACCUGGGACUUCUACCCCGCAACUGGUGAGCCGUAUCUCCUUGGAGAAUUCAGAAAUGGCAAACUGGAGCAGCCAAAUCUCAAGUUUGAAGGACGGCUGGAAAUGGCUAAUGAGACCACGCUGAGGAUCAAGGGCCUGGAGGUGGAGGAUACUGGGAUAUACAAGGUCCGUGUGAGAUUCACCACCGCAGUCGUCCAAGAUCACACAUUCCAUCUCGCUGUCUAUGAGCCGGUGCCAACACCACAAAUAUGCCACCAAGAAGUCUCCAACAGCCCAGGCAGGUGCAACGUGACCUUGCAGUGCCAGGUGUCCGGAACCGGGGGAUUUGAUGUCUCUUGGAGAACAGGGAAUCCCCUCAGGGCCUUAGAAGACAGUUUUGAUUGGUUUCACCUCUCUGACAAUGGCAGGGAUCUCCGCUUGUCAUGGCAGCCUACUCCUUUGGACUCCAGUUUCACCUGCCUGGUCAGCAACCCCGUGGAUCAGAAAAACGUCUCCUUCGAUUUGCUCAGUAUCUGCCAAAAGGAGACUCAAGGUGUACAAACCAAGUUGACCUUGGGGCUUCCUGCCUACCUCACUGCUGCUUUUGCGACUUUGAUAAUGACGCGGAACAGGAGGAAAAUAUUCAAAAGGAUGAAAGGAGGUAUGGCCUUCCUGAUGCCAAAGAAGAAAAAGAGCUCUCUUGCACCCCACUGCUCAGACAGGAGCCCCCCAGAAGGUGGCGAUGAUCAGGCUCGCUGGGACAGAGGGGACUCCCCAAGAACUUCAGCACCACCCUGGAAAUCCUGUCCUCCUGCGAUGUCUAGCCCUGUUCCGGUACCAGAGGAUGAAUAUGACCCCCCACAGACCGAGCUCCUGGGGAGCAGGCAGGGUCUCCUGGAGCCACCAUUGAGGAUCUCUGUUGAAGGAUGCUCAUUGCCAUUAGAGGCAGCAUCAGAGGCACACACCCAAAGUCCUUGAGAACGGCGGCGUCAAAAGGUCCAGGCCAAAGAGCGGCAACAUAUUAAGCGGCGACAGGCCCAGAGGCAUCAUGCGAGUUGAGGUCUCCUCGACAGCAAGCAACCCCUGAAAUGCCUUCCUCACCAGCAAAUUUUAAUAUAUAAUUAAAUAGCUUUACACAUGUUUUUCCUGUAUAAUUUGUUUUCUAGAAAACUCAAUGGAGGAUGUGGCUACUAGCCACUAUCAGUGGCUACUAGCCACGGUGGCUAUGCUCUGCCUCCACAGUCAGAGGCAGCAUGUUUCUGAAUACCAGUUGCUAAGGAUUACA
Molecule: messenger RNA, 1625 nt
Organism: Rhineura floridana
Lineage: Eukaryota; Metazoa; Chordata; Lepidosauria; Squamata; Rhineuridae
Product: SLAM family member 9-like
Exons: 6
Coding region: 188-1318 (376 amino acids)
Source: RefSeq, a predicted model, not a curated record